UAAUACCCAAGCCAGUGUACGGGGAGCAACGGUACCAUCGCGAACGAUUUUAAAGAAUCUAGCGAAAAUCACACUCUGUUGAUACUAUGGGGAAGUCUUUCUCUCACCUUCCAAAGCACAAAGAUGAGUGCCAGGACGGUCUGACCACAGCGCCCGAGUACACUGACUCACACAGCGAAGAUGGCAGGGCCGGUGACGUGUCUCAAUUCCCAUACGUGGAGUUCACUGGCAGGGACAGUGUCACAUGCCCUACAUGUCAGGGGACAGGCAGGAUCCCAAGAGGCCAAGAAAAUCAGCUUGUUGCUUUGAUUCCAUACAGCGACCAAAGGCUUCGUCCUAGAAGAACAAAGCUGUAUGUGACAGCGUCAGUCAGUGUGUGCCUGCUGCUCUCUGGCCUUGCGGUUUUCUUCCUGUUUCCUCGCUCCAUCGACGUCUCCUACGUGGGCGUGAAGUCUGUCUACGUCACCUAUGACCAGAUCAAACGAAUUGUCUAUCUCAAUGUCACGAACACUCUGAGCAUCACCAAUAACAACUACUAUUCUGUGGAGGUCGCCAACAUUACAGCCCAGGUGCAGUUUUCUAAGACUGUGAUUGGGAAGACUCGUGUCAGCAACGUCACCUCCAUCAUGCCUCUGGACAUGCAGCAGAUUGACUACAUGGUUCCUACCACUAUAGCAGAUGAAAUGAGCUACAUGUAUGACUAUUGCACCCUACAGACCAUAAAAGUACACAACAUAGUGGUGAUGAUGCAGGUGGCAGUUACCACUGCGUACUUUGGGCAUGCGGAGCAAGUGUCACAAGAGAUGUACCAGUAUGUGGACUGCGGGGGUAACACCACCACCCUGCGUGGGCACACUAAGAUGUCCAACCUCGUGUUGCUCCCUGAGUAACACACCCCACCACCAAUGGUCUCACGUGCGGAUCAUCCGGCUGGUCACUGUGACCAUUCUGCUUAGUCAAAAGGAUAACAAACACCAUACAUUUCUGUGUGCAUUUAGAUGAUCAUGGUGUGAGAUACCAUUGUUCAGUGGUGAUAUUAGCAAUAUAAGAUCAAACUGUGGGAAGAUGAGGGCAAAUGUGUCAGAUUUCCCCCAUCCCACUGUUACAUUUACUGGGGUAUUUGAAGUAACGAAGCACUUUAGACAGAUAUGGAAGAUGCAGUUCUGUACGAUGCCACAAAAUAGGAGAGAACUUGUGUUAAGGUAGAACCACUAACUCACUAACUCAUUCCAGACCACUUUCACUUGUUAUUUAUUAGUGCUUUAUGUUUCUUUUAUUUGUCUUUUCAAAUUCUGUUUGCACUUUAAGUUACAUCUGCAGAGAAAAAGAAACUCAAGGAAAGUACUGGUUCAAUUUUGAAAGUGUAUAUAUAAGGCUGUAUAAGGGCCAUUGACUUGGUGCAAUUAAAAACUUUUCAUUGGUUUCAUUUUUGAAUACCUAAUUGACUUACCCUAGAAAGGUUACAGUUAGGUUCAAGCUCCAUUUAGAUGGUAAAUGAUGAGGUAAGGUAAACUACUGAUUUUUUUUUAGACAAGUCUUAGGUGCUCUUGAAGCAGGCAUAUUUUUGUCAGCUGUUAUGUUCUAGUGUCAGUACUUAAUAUUUCGUUUACAUUUGGAACACCUCAUCUCGUGAGCAUAGUUCUCAGUCAGUGAGUGUUAUCAAUACUAAUAUUUAUUAUUACCGGCAUUAAUAAUGUUAAUGUUUCUGUUCUUUCAGAUCUCAGUGUAGUGCAAUGUUGCUGUAUGAAUGAUGCACAUUAAUGCACUUGGAGGGAGGUGGGGGGGUGGGGGGGCAUGCUGUGUUUUGUGUUUCAGUGUCCCACUGGACGCUCAGUCUCCUGGCAGCCUAUUUACCUAUAUACUGAAUAAAUUGGAUGAGUGUUAUGGUCUCUUGUUGAGAAAUUAACAGUGUAUUUUUUUUUCUGAAUGUUAUUCAGUGGAGCGUAACUCCACAGCACUCCCACUACAAUAAAGUAUACAGGUACCUCUGUGUAAUUAAAGGACACAGAAACCUGCACUGUGAAAAAAGGGAAAAGCAUUGGAUGUAACAAGCAUUAAUAAAAUGGCCCUUUAGGACCAUUGACUUGUGUGUUUGGUACGCCCAAUGGAAAAGUUUCCCUGUACUUAAAUUAUGAAACACAGAUGCACAUGUAUAAUGGCAACUGAAAGUAAAUUAUUGGUGUUUUUUUUUCAGAGAACUUCUCCAGGCACAGCACAGGUCAGAAACUAUAGUUUAACAAGCAGGUGAGCAUCCUAUUCCUCCUAUUUAAAAACUGUCAUCAAGUUAGUCAUUUUACAUGGAAGGUGGUAACCCUCUUUGCAUUGUGUACUAUUAAG
This is a messenger RNA of Megalops cyprinoides (Indo-Pacific tarpon), 2337 nucleotides long. RefSeq names its product transmembrane protein 106Ba (gene tmem106ba). NCBI's taxonomy places the organism in Eukaryota, Metazoa, Chordata, Actinopteri, Elopiformes, Megalopidae. The coding region runs from base 87 to 890 and encodes 267 amino acids. The transcript is spliced from 8 exons. The record is from RefSeq and is a predicted model, not a curated record.